Molecule: messenger RNA, 1392 nt
Organism: Ophidiomyces ophidiicola
Lineage: Eukaryota; Fungi; Ascomycota; Eurotiomycetes; Onygenales; Onygenaceae
Exons: 1
Coding region: 1-1392 (463 amino acids)
Cellular component (GO): catalytic step 2 spliceosome
Source: RefSeq, a predicted model, not a curated record
AUGGCUUCUCAGUCACCUUCUCAGGCUCUAGCAAAGCGGAACUCAGACUCGGAUUUGAUGCCACCUCCGCCACCACUAAAACGCAUUAAGAGACCGCCAAAAGUCCUCGACGAAGAUGAAUACACUGAUGCAUUAUCGCACAUUAUCGCGAGAGAUUUUUUCCCGGGGCUCCUUGAGACCCAAACGCAGCAGGAUUACCUAGACGCUCUUGACUCUGAGAAUAAAGAAUGGAUCGCGACGGCAGGGCGGAGGUUAGCGGAGGUGAUGACUCCGGGUCCCCAAGGCCGGAGAGGGGUAAAUUUUUCCACACCUAGGCAUACUGCCCAACCGAUGAAUACACCGAUGCAGUGGAGUGGCGAUACGCCGUUGUCUGUGGCGUCUACAAAGGUACCUGAUACGGAAACAGAUUCAGCAAAGGCAGCCAGUGUCGAGGUCGACACCAUGAGUUUAGGCGCUUUCCAGGCACGAUAUACGAGUGAAGAUAAUGAAUCGUUUUAUAAAGUAUUGGAUGCCCAAAACGCCAAAAGAAAAGCGAAGUAUGCUUGGAUGUGGCAUGGAAAUAAGAUUCCGACUUCAAGGCAAAUCGCUUAUCAACGACAAGAGACUAAGAGGUUGGAAGGCCAGAAGAGAUCAGAGGGAAGCAAAGAGUUAAUCAAGACCGACCUUGAUUCCAGACCUGCAAGGCCAGAUGCCUGGAAACCGAAAGCAGAGAAUUCGUUGAUGUUUACGCCGUCGUCUAUUGAAGACACGUUCGAAACUGUCCAGCAGAAAGCAGAAGCCACUUCUCGCAUUGGACCAAAACAUGUUUUAUAUCACAAUACUAGAAUUCAAUCCACGUCUAAUACGCAAGAAGAACCUCCACCGUCGCCGUCCAUAUCCGCCAUCCGUGACGCCAUUGCUGGUCGCCCACGACCUACAGACACCGAAGCUGACCUCGCAGGGGGCGAAACACCUCGUGUUAAUGGCUACGCCUUCGUUGAUGAGGACGAACCCGAGCCUUCAAAAUCCAGUACUGAGUGCAACGAAGAGGAAUACCACCUCAAACUCCUCUCAUCCGCCGGAUCAUCCACCUCAAACCCCUUCAAACUUCAAGACACCCGUCGUCGCGAAGCCCUGCAUCACCGCAUGGUUGAACGAGUUGCAAAGACAAAACGAGUAGAAAAACUUGCUAGCACCACAAAAACGCCCGUACCAAAAUUCCCCAGUAGCCCUAUGGUUGGAUUUGGCGGCGCCUCACCUGGUGGCCCAUCUGGGUUGAAUAAAGCAAGUCUAACGCCUGCUGGGCAGAGACUAUGGGCCAGCGUAGGUAACAGUACUCCGCGCCAGAUGAACCCGGGUAAUAAUCAGUCUGGGUUAAAGAAUAUUUGGACCCCAACCGCGAGAAGAAAAUAA